Molecule: messenger RNA, 3109 nt
Organism: Durusdinium trenchii
Lineage: Eukaryota; Dinophyceae; Suessiales; Symbiodiniaceae
Source: the annotation of a GenBank genome assembly
GCUUGCCAUGAACAUUUGGUUGGCCCUUGAUUCAUUGGUGAGAUUCGCAGAAUGCUGCUGCUUGGCUCAGAGGUGUUUGGACUCGGUAGAACGAGGAACCUUGCACUGCCAGCCAUGAGUUUGGUCCAAGAAGAGACCAUCCAGGACUUGCCAGAAAAGAGGGCAGUGGAAGACACCACCGACGAUAGCGACGGUGAUUUACCGGAACUCUAUGAUGCCAGUGAAAGUGAUAGUCCCAGCCCAGCAUCCAAGGUGCAAGAGACUCUCGAAGCUGACAGCAAGGAGGUGGAUGAAGUGCUUCGCCGCUAUGUAGACAAGUUUGGAGAGUCGCGUGAUGGUGAAGCUCAAGGCUAUAACCGCAGAGCGUUCCCCUGGUACUGCGGAGAAUCUCUGAACGACAAGAAAGAACUUGACAUGCAGGAUUUGCAGGCCGUCCUCCGCAAGAGUCCAAAGAGGGAAAAACGCCAGGCCAAGUUGUGGGACGUGGAUUCGGAAGGUGAGCAGAUCACCUUGUGCGCGCAUUGCUUGCUCCCGGUGGGUGAGGUCUCCUACUCUGGCCAGGGCAAAGCAACCUCCCUCCACGGAGAGUGUGCAGCACAAGUGAUGUUGCAAGACAUGAAGUCCAAGGAUGCCAAGCGCGUGGAGGACGAGACGGAGAAGAAGCAGAAGUGCCGCGCCGACCACGGCAUCGGCCAAUUGGAGGUGCCAAGGAAUGUCGUGACCGCAGCGAAACUCCACUGCAGCCCUGUGCCGCAAGGUCUUUGUUGCUUGGUCUGGGAUGAGGCCGCUCGUUUGGUGAAGAUUUGUGCCACCUCGGAGCCUGCUGCAGCUGUGAAUCUGGAGUACCUAAUGCUGGCGCUGAAGGUCCGCUACCAUGCAUGCCGAGAGCCACUGUUCUCCCUGGACCCAGUGAACCCAGAAAAGCUGGAGACCACGCUCCUCGAGAAGCGCUUCUCGCCCUCUUGGCUGGCCGGCACCAGUGUGGGAGAGCUGAUGUUCCAGGCAGACUAUUACCUCAAGGAGCUGGCUAUGGGAGAGCACAGUAUGCCAGUGAUGGGCAUGAUGAGUGUGUUUGAUUGGUCCGAAGCCGACAACGUGAAGGGCGGAUGGACAGGGCGAGAGUGGUUCGUGGUCAACAAGGCAGAGGUGAAAUUGGCAUCCGACAACACCCUGAUCCCCAGCGUGAAGAUGGGAGUUGAGGCAAGAACACAGGUUCGUCGCAAUGGCGGACUGGAGGAUGCUGCGAUCACCAGCAAGAAUCAUCCCCUGAGGAAGUUUGCGGAGAGUUUUAGCAAGAACUUUGACCUCAUCGCAGAAAGGAAGCAUGUGAUCUUCCAAUUGCGGGAGUUGGCCAAGGCCUCGGCCAUGGCGAAGUUCUUGGUCGACUCGGCCACUACGGUGCCUCAGGAAUGGUGGCAGCUCGCAGAUGAACUUGUGAGUUUUGCCAAGUCUGUGGACAAACAGAUCCCUCAGCUCUGGAACAUGCGUGGUCAGAGCCGCAUCCAGGUGAAAGACGGAAAGCUGGCAACUGCCCAAUCGAACCAGUGCUACCUGACCAGCGUGUAUGGUGGUAUUGAGUUUGGUCUGGAUCGAUUUGAGCUGGCCUCAAGGCAUACCUUGAGACCUGUGGGCGCUGGGGGCUCUACAAUGGUUGGAGGCCUGCAGGGCAUGCAACUUGGCCCCACUGCGCGGCCUGGCUUUGCCCCGUCGCGGUUUCAGCUCACGCAGCGGCCGGCGGCGCCUGCACCGGCAGAGCAACCGCAGGGAGUGGACUUGAAUCUGGAUCAGUUCGAUCUCUCUACACCCGAACGAUUUGCGAGCAAUGCACCCAGCUGCAGUGCAUCUUUGGAUUCCGUGGAGGCACGCGUGCCCUUGGGCCUUGCCUUCUUGCAGGGGCUGAGACGUUCGGCGACCUUUCGAGCGGAGGACAAGCAGCUCUUGAGCAAUCUCUACAAGGACCAGCUCUCAGAUCGCCUACUCGAGGGUGAUGCCUUCGUGCCACCGGAUCCAGAUCUGAAGUAUGUGUCAAAGCUGCGAGCUUUGGUUUGUGAGGAGGAUCUGCUACGCCAGAAGCGCAAGGCGCUCUUCUGCGACGCGGCCUUCAUCCCCGAGGAUCCCGGCAGCGCCUUUCCGAGAUCGUGGACCUCCAACUUCCAGUUGCACCAGGAGGGCCUGUCGACUGGACUGGUGAAGAAAGCCUUGAAAUCCGGCCUGGUACAGCUGACCAGCAACGUGGAGUUCCAAAGACUGGUGGCCAAGGAGGUCUUGCCGGACACGGCGCCGGUCUUUGAGAAGAGCGCCGAGGAUGGGACCGUCUUCCGCAUCUACCGCUUUGGCACGUUGGAGGUGCGCACCAUGCAGGAGUCCACGGGGAACGAAAACGUCAUGGCGAUGUUUUCCAUGCGCCCCACGUCUUGGACAGCCAAGAAGGGCGGCAAGGAGGCGGCAGACAGCGAGAAAGUUGUCCAGGCGAAGAUGUAUGUUGAGGCGGUUGACACGAUUGGGAACCUGACACGGUCGAUCCAGGGCAGCGCAGCUGAGCCCAAAGAGGAGCUUGAUGCUCCCUGGCGCAGCCAAAAGAUGGAUCACUGCCACUACUUCUUGGUCCUCGAGACAGACCAGGGCACCACUCUAAUCACUGAGAAGCUCAGUGAUGGGUCUGUGCAGAUGCUGGUGGCACCAGAGAACGCGGAGGAGCGUAUUUCCCUGGCCAGACUCCUCUACACACAUCAGAGCAAGGAGAAGACGGUGAGCAUGCGGGAAGUGAAAGUCUUCCAGGCGCAAAGUGCCCGGUGCACGGCCCAGGGUGCCACGGCCUCCGCACGGAAGCUCUACGUGGGAAAUCUCUUCAAGUUGGCCUCUGGCAAGGCCUUCUUGGUGCGCAAGUCCAAGGGAGCAGGCAAAGGAAGGUCAAAGGAGCCACUGCGGGUGCCACACGCCGUACCUGCGAUGGAAAGGCGCACCUACAGCAGCAAGGUCAAGUAUGAUGCUCACUGAAGAUACGAGUGUCCAGUCGUUGCCCUGACACUGAGCCAAGUCGGUAGCUGAGAGAGCUCCUGAGAGUGGAGAGCGAAAUCGAAAUGGAGAGCCUGUGAUCGUUCGUGGCUUC